Messenger RNA from Oldenlandia corymbosa var. corymbosa, 4126 nucleotides. The record is from the annotation of a GenBank genome assembly. Lineage: Eukaryota; Viridiplantae; Streptophyta; Magnoliopsida; Gentianales; Rubiaceae.
AAAAAUAAUAAUCAUCUUAAGCAGGAAGGAAGCACGGAUAUGUACCAAAGCUGGACUGAAUCGUCGUCAGUUUGUGAGUCGUCGCAGAAUGUACACGAACUUUGCCAACCCUUUCUUUUCUGUCUACAUAAACAAAAAAAAAAGAAAAGAAAAAGUAGAUGUAUCCACCGCUCCAUUCUCCAUACUCCAUCUCUCUACUCAUUUACCACCUCCAUGCUUCCCUUCCCACAUCACUUCCUUAGUUUUCCAAUUCCAAAUGCAAUUUCAGACUCAUUGAUCCAUUAUUGUUUCCAUUGUAGUUGAAUUGCGUGUUUUGAUUCUGAUUUCAACUUCAACUUUUGAUCAAGAAAACUGAACCCGGUGUUGGAGCUGAGAAGCAAGAAAGUUUUGGAAUCACAGAAAAAUCUGAUUCCAUAAUUGGAGUGUAAAAGGCUGAAGGAGGAGUAAUGGGUGAGGGAGAGGUGAAGACGGAAGGGAUUUGUGAUGUGGAGGACACGAUUUAUGUAGCUGUGGGUAAGGAAUUGGAGGACGGCAAAUCUGUACUUUCAUGGGCGAUUAAGAGCUUCAGUGGCAAGAACAUAUGUCUUCUUCAUGUUCAUCAGCCUAAUCAGUUUGUCUCUCUCAUGAAAGAAAUGCAUUCAGCAAGCAAGCUGAAAUAUCAGGUGGUGAAGACAUGUCAGGAACUUGAACGCCAAAAAAUGCACAAUCUUAUGAAUCAGUAUAUCCUCUUUGCUCGGGAAGUCGGGGUAGUGCUUCUGUUUCAUCUCAUUCUGCCAUUGAACGAUAUUCGCUUUCACUUGUAUACGGAUUCACCAAAAUGUUCAGGAAAUGUGCUUAAAGGCAAUGGAAUUGUGGUUUUCUGCAGAUUGAUCCAGGGAAGAUCUGGAUUGAAAUGAGUGAUGUCAAGAAAGGGAUUGUUCGCGUCAUUUCUGAACAUGGAAUUAGAUGGCUUGUCAUGGGAGCUGCUGCAGAGGAACACUAUUCAAAAAACUUGUCAGAGCUCAAAUCCAGUAAAGCAAUUUUUGUCUGCCAGCAAGCGCCAGUUUCAUGCCAAAUUUGGUUUCCCUGCAAAAGUAGCCUCAUUUGGACUAGGUAUUCCACCCUUUUUUCGUAUUUAUGUUUCUCAACGUGCUGCUGCUCCCGAAAAACUAAACAUGCAUUUAGCUAAAGAUAACCAAGGACAAAAUAAAUGAAUUUCUUCAUGGAUUGGAACAGACUUUUAUGUUUAAUCAUUUGAAGAAGAUGCCAUACUAUUGAGUUGUCAUUAUCUUUCCUAUGAAUUCUGAUUCAAACUGUUAGGAAUGUGCAUCAAGGAUUGCCAGUAAAUUUAAUGAUUAUGUCUGGUGCAAGGUGUGAAGACGUUGGCUCUAAUUUAUCUCGCCUUAUCAAGUUGCCUUCUCGAAUCAACACUUGUACAUUGUUUCCCCAACAUUCUGAAGAAGAUGAGGACAAAGGUGCUGAGAGUUUAGGGUCUCUGGAUAUUGAUAAAACUGUGGCUCAUGAUCAGGACUCGGCGCCUUCUAUGAUGAAUGAGGUGAAUACCGAUGGUUCACCUUCAAACUCGCCAACUGAGUCUCAGGAUUCACCUUGUUCCAUCUUGCCAUCCAAGUCUCUGGAUUCACCUUCUUCGUCAUCUUCAUUUUUGCUGGAGGAUGAUUCUGGUGAGCUAGUGGAAAUAGAUGAUAAGCUAGAUUGCGAUAAACUGGAUGGCGAAAACCCUAAGCAAUGUGGACCUGAAGAAACCCUGGAGGAAUACAGGGCUAAUGAAGAUGUAUCUGAGCUUAUGCACAAGGAUGAAGCCUCAGAAUGUUCUUACGUAGCAGAGUUGGGCCAAAAGCGAAAAAAAGAAUUAAGCGAUUUGUUGAUACAGCAACGACAAGAACUAGAAAAAAUGCAAGACAAGCAGAAUGAGAUCUUGAGCGAACACCAGUUGGUUGAGAACCAGACCUUUUUUUUAGAAAGACAACUUCAGGAGAACUAUGAUGCAGAGAAGGAGUUGGAAGAGAAGAUUAUCCAAGCAGUGGAUCUCAUGAUAAGUUUUAAGGAGAAGCGUGAUAUGCUACGGAUAGAACGUGAUAAUGCUUUAGAAGAAGCUCAGAGAUAUAGGAAAUUGAUAAAAGAAGAUGCAGCUGCUAUUCCAACUUCCUUUUCUUUUUCGUUCUUGGAUAUCAUGGAAGCUACUGAACAUCUUGAUCCUUCAAUGAAGAUUGGAGAGGGAGAAUUUGGGAGUGUUUACAAAGGCAUAAUUCGGCAAACUAAGGUAGCUAUAAGAAUGUUAUUUUCCGGGGGAUAUCAAAGUGAUGCUGCUUUUGAACACGAGGUAGAAGUCUUGAGCAGGGUGAGGCAUCCGAACCUUGUCACACUAGUUGGUGCCUGUACUGAAUCUAGGUCACUCAUUUAUGAGUUCCUUGAAAAUGGAAGCCUUGAAGAUCACCUUGCUGGGCGGUCCAAGAAGCAUCCUCUUCCGUGGCAACUUCGCCUUAAAAUCGCUAGUGAAAUCUGCUCUGUUUUGCUUUUCCUACAUUCAAAGAGAUGUUUUAUUGUACAUGGGAAUCUCAAGCCUAGUAAUAUACUUCUUGACGGGAAUUUUGUCAGCAAAAUAAGUAACUUAGGUAUGACCGGUUUCCAAAAUAAAGAUGGUCGGGAUUUGAGUAGGAAGAAUAACCUGGAGGCUUCCUUGUAUCGGGACCCAAGAGUUGCUAGAGGAAGGUAUACGAGAGAAUCUGAUGUGUAUUCAUUUGGGAUUGUUCUAUUACGUCUUCUGACGGCAAGACCAGUCUCCAGUCUAGUUAGGGAUGUGUGGUGUGCCAUGGAAGCCGGCAGCGUAGAAACUAUUCUCGAUUAUUCAGCUGGUGACUGGCCUCUUGAGCCAGUGAAACGGUUAAUAUCCUUGGGGUUGAAAUGCUGCCAAGAGGAUCGAGUGAAUCGAGCAGAUCUAGGGACAGAAGUUUGGCCUGUACUUAAGCCCUAUAGCCACUUGAAUGCUUAUUUGUGCUUGGAUUCAACUUCAUCGCACAUGGAAUCUAAGGGUCGGGGUCGGAUACCUUCACAUUUCGUCUGUCCCAUAUUUCAGGAAGUAAUGAAGGAUCCAUACAUAGCAGCUGAUGGUUUUACAUAUGAACUGGAUGCCAUAAAAGGAUGGUUGAAUAGUGGUCAUGAUACUUCGCCCAUGACAAACUUAAAGCUCGACAACUGUGAACUUAUUCCAAAUUACGCCCUUUACUACGCAAUUCAGGAAUGGGAGCAGGAGCCCUGAAGCUCUUUUUGAUCAUGUAAAGAGACUUGCACCAGUUUGUAAUUAGGUUCAGCAUCCAAGCGGUACCCGUGGAUGAUUGCAAAUCUAUCUUGGAGCUGAUCCACCUCUGGUUCAGUUCGGGAUCCCUCUUCAUCAAGUAGUGUACAGUGUGUAGAACAACGUACAGAAAGAACAUAGCCUUACAAUCUGAAGGUGGUGCUGAAUUUUGCAUCUUAUUACAGAUUGAAGUUAUCGACUUGAAGCAACAAGUCAAAUGUACAGUCUUGAGUAAUCAAACUGUUCGUUUUUUCUUGUUCAUCUUGUGAUAUCGGGUCAGUAGGUUUCGCUAUUCAUGGAACACCUAGACUAAUAUUACUCGUAGUACUCUAUGCGUGAGUCUCCUAACUUCUGGCUGUUACUUAAGAUCAGGUUACUACGUCAGUUACUGGAUCGACCAACCUGUUUAGUCUGUUUCUUUAACGGGACAAGCCGUUGUUUUUGUUGUUCCCAACUGCUGGUUUGUAGUUGGGUGCCUAGGUUGUUUUGAGAUGUGGGUAGGUACCCUACUGUUCGAUCGAAGAUGUUGAUGUCGAAUUUUUUAAUUUUUUUUUCUGCCCUAUGCAAUUGCACUUAGCAGCCGUAUCAUUCAUUCCCUCUUCGAUUCUCUUCGUGUCCAAAGACGAAAAUCUUCUUCUUUACAAUAGUGGACCUAAAACUUCUUUUUAAUUUUUCCCUUUUCAAUUUUCACGAACAGAAUGUCGUUUCAUGUACGAACCACGUUACAUCCUCCUUAAUCAUUAAAUUAAUAACCUACUUUACUUUGGAGUAUGGACCAUCCCCGAUCCUAGUUAGGUUGGGUUGGUGCUUAAUUUUUCUGAAAAAUUAUGUGCA